AUGGGUGUCAAUCCUGAUGAAAGUCUUAUUGCUGAAGUUGAUGAAGAGGUUUUGCAUUCUCAUCGUGAACGUGUAGCCCCUACUCCAAGAGAAGAUGAUGAGGAUGCUAGGCAAGGAGAUAUUAUAAGAGAUUCUAUAGCAUUAGCCAUGUGGCAAAACUAUGUGAUCAUAGGUGGUAGAGUUAAUGGAACUUUUACCUCUAAGGCAUAUGAUGACAUAGUGAAAGAGUUGGUUGAAAAAUUUGACAUGGAAAUUAACAAAGAUAAGGUGAAAAAUCAACAGAAGACACUAAAGAAGAAUUUUCAUGAAUGUUAUGACAUAUUUAAAGAUGGAUUGAGUGGUUUUGGAUGGAAUGAUUCUUUAAAAAUGUGGACAGCUGAACCAGAAGUUUGGGAGCCACUCAUAGCGAUAAAUUACCAUUUUUUAUGGCACAACUUUGGGCUCGAUAGAGCAAAAGGUGAUCAUGCUGAAACUGCAAAGGAGAAACGUGUUAGGUAUGCUGCAUCGACCACUAUUGAUGAGAUUGAUAAUUUGAUAUCUCAAAAUGAAGUUUCUUUGGAGAACUUUGAAGUGGAAGAUGAUCAGAGGUCACCAGAAAUUAAUGUUGCACAUUCUCGAGUGUCAUCACAAGAUGCAAUGUCUUCUAAAAGCAAGAAAAGACGAUUGACAGAAGAUGAUGAACUCGGAAAUGUAAUUUCCCAGUCAUUUGAUAAUGUAUCAAAGGCAAUUGAUAGGGCGACUGAGGUUAUGGCAAAGUGCUUUUCAAAGUCAUAUGGAGCAGAAGUUCACGCAGCUUUGGGCCUAUUGGAGUUAGAUCCAAUAUCAAAGACUGAGGCCUACAUAUUUUUGAUGGAAAAUCCAACAUAUAAGGAGAUGUUCUUUGGUUGCCCAGAUCAUGAGCGCAAAUGUGUCUUAUUGACACUAAUGUCUAGGCCUAAAAAUUUAAAAAGUGUGGGAUUUUUUGGCCAACCUUAG
Molecule: messenger RNA, 975 nt
Organism: Quercus lobata
Lineage: Eukaryota; Viridiplantae; Streptophyta; Magnoliopsida; Fagales; Fagaceae
Exons: 3
Coding region: 1-975 (324 amino acids)
Source: RefSeq, a predicted model, not a curated record